Lodderomyces margitis is the source of this 2670-nucleotide messenger RNA. It is a transcript of the gene ARP8, whose product is annotated as Arp8p. Lineage: Eukaryota; Fungi; Ascomycota; Pichiomycetes; Serinales; Debaryomycetaceae. The coding region runs from base 1 to 2670 and encodes 889 amino acids. The transcript has a single exon. Gene Ontology annotation, cellular component: Ino80 complex. Gene Ontology annotation, biological process: regulation of DNA-templated transcription; double-strand break repair. The record is from RefSeq and is a predicted model, not a curated record.
AUGCUGGACCCCGUAAACCCUCCCACAUCGCCACCAUAUACUGAAUCGGGGGUGGCCACGCCUCUCCCUUCAUCACAACCGGAUUAUUACCAUCUGGAAGACAAUCAAGAGCCACAUCUGAAAAGGCUAAAGCCUAAUUCACCAGAGACUGAAAAUGGCACACCACUGGGGGCCAAUACCAACGGGGCAACAACACCUCAACCGUCUACCAGCAGUGGACAACAUCAGCCAAAGAAGCUGAGUGCCGAAGCGUUGAAGCGUCGAAGAGAAAACCGACAACGGGCAGCUGCUGCAUUAGCACAAAAUUUGAAAAACUCUGGUGUUGGACGAUUCGAGCAAGAGAAUGGAUUUGGUUUGACAAGUGUACGAACUAUCCCAUUGAUCAAUCAGAAAAACUACUUUACUGAGUACUUGAAGAAAGAUGAGCAAGUGGGAUUUAUUAGAAAUUGGCGGUUUGAACGUGAUUUGGCAACAAAGUUGAAAAAAUUGAAACAAAGUGGAGGCAGUUUAGAAGAGUUGAAGAAGUUGGAAGAAACAAAGAAUUUCGAUGAUUUCGAUUUGAAAAAUAUCGAGAAUGAAUUGAAGCUGAAAAAUGGUGGCGCCACUGCAGUAGCUGCUGCUGCUGAUGAUGAAGAGGAGGAAGAUGACGAAGGUGAAAACGAAACGGAGGAAGUGCGUCAGGAAAAAGCCAGAAUUGGCGAAGAUGUUAUUGUCUUGCAGCCAGGAUCAACUUAUAUUCGCAUUGGCCGUGCUACUGAUGCUGUGCCACAAGUGAUUCCCAACGUGAUUGCCGUAAAAACGAGCCAAAAUUCGCCUGAACUGGAUGCCAUAUUACCCCACAGACACGUUGAUGGCGAUAAAGUUGUUAUUGAUGAUGAUGGCGAUGAUGGUGGUGAUGGUGGUGAUGGUGGUGAUGGUGAUUUCGAACAACAACGACUCGCUGCAUCUAAGGACUUUCGCGCUAGAAUGAGGUACUACAAACGGAGAAUAUUGCCCAAUUCAAGAGAAACCGUCGCCAACUACAACAAGAAACAAGAGCCGGAGCCUAUAGCCGACCACAAUGACCCCAACAAGAAAGAAUGGAUCAAUCCUGAUCCUACAAGGACAUACUAUACUGGAGAAGAGGCGUUGGCUUUGAAGUUGGAAUCUGGGUGGAAACUUCGUUAUCCAAUGAUCAACGCCAACUUUAAUGAAUAUUGUCCUGAUUAUAAAUCACGUCAAGAUUUAUUGGGAGAUUUAGUCCACAUCAUUGAAGAUGCAUUACAAAAGAUGGAAAUUAAUGCCACCAGUCUUGCCAAUUUGAAGAUUAUGUUGAUCAUACCUGAUUUAUAUGAUAAGGCGUAUGUUGAAACUUGGUGUGAUUUGCUAUUGCGUUUUAUUGGAUUUGGUAAAAUUGGUAUUCUUCAAGAAGCAGUAGCCGCCACAUUUGGCGCGGGUGCUUCGACUGCUUGUAUAGUUGAUGUUGGUGCUCAAACUACCAAAAUCAGCUGUGUUGACGAAGGUAUGAUUAUUAAUGAUUCGCGGAUUUUACUAAACUAUGGAGGUGACAAUAUUACUGAAACUUUUGUCAAGUUGAUGUUGGAGAAUUGGUUCCCAUAUCGUGAUAUUAAUUUGGUCAAUUCAUAUGAUUGGCAAUUGGCCCAAUCGUUAAAGGAAAGUUUUAUCACUUUCCAAGAUGCUGACAUUGCCAUACAAUUGUACAAUUUUUACAACCGGAACCCAUUCAAGUCGACAGAAAAGUAUGAGUUUAAGAUCUUUGAUGAGGCUAUGUUGGCACCUAUGGGAUUAUUCUUUCCUGGAUUGUUCCAGUCUCCACAAACCCCACCACUUCACAGCUCUAGCAAACCGCAUAACCUAACUGUCAAGCAUUUAUUCCCACAGGCCUUGGAUCAAUAUACGAGCAAGCCAAAUAAUCCCACCAGUAAGAGCCAGACCAAGUUGAAGACGAAUUUGAAUUACUGCGACUUGGACGAACUGCAACUACUUAUGAGGCUAGUUGAUGCUGAUGACCAAGAGGGGGGUGUGGAGAAAACUUCCAAUGAGGUGCUCAGUGUCCCUCUAGAAAAAGCCAUUGUUGAAUCAAUCACCAAUGCAGCAUUAUCCUGUGGCGAUUUAACCAAAAUGAAGAAAUUUUACGACAAUAUCUUGAUUGUGGGAGGUGGAUUAGCCAAGAUCAACGGCUACGAUCUAAUUUUGACCGAUAGAUUAAACAUCUGGAGGCCGCGCAUAUUAUCCACCACGUCAUUUGAUUCUAUCAUUGAGCACCUUGAGUUGGAAAUCAAACAAAAUGCCAUCAAACGCAAACAGUUACUAAACGACGCAAUAAACCAAGCUAAAGAGGCAGCAUUACCCUCCUCUUCUGCCAAUCCCGAGGAAACUCCCAACCAAGAAGUUGAAAUUGAAGUAUCGCAAGAUAUACUCGAUUCCAUCGACGAGCAGACUGAACUACAAGUAGACCUUGCCCAUAUUGACAAUUUGGUCAACCAAGGGGCAAUCAUCCCCAUCACUAUCUUACCAACGCCGCGUGAAUUUGAUCCGCUGAUGUUGACAUGGAAAGGUGGGUCCGUGUAUAGUCGGUUGAAGGUUGUUAAUGAGAUGUGGAUAAAUCAAAAGGAUUGGGAUUUGUUGGGUAGUCGAAGCUUGUAUUACAAGAGUAUAUUUAAUUAUUGA